AUGACUGGGGUUCCACGCGACAUAGCGCAACAUUGCCUGAAUAUUAAACCAUCAGCGGAACCUGUUACCCAAGCGAGGCGCAGCUUUAGCGAAGAGAAAGCGAAAGCCAUGGACGAACAAGUAGUAGAGCUACUCAAUGCGGGUAUCUUGCACGAAGUAAAGUACCAUACAUGGGUUGCCAAUCCAGUAAUGGUACAGAAACAUAGUGGCGAAUGGAGAAUGUGUGUCGACUUCAAGGACCUGAAUAAAGCAUGCCCAAGAGAUUGUUACGUACUUCCGGAGAUAGACAAAAAAUUCGACUCUCUAGCAUCAUUCAGAUGGAAGUGGUUUCUCGACUGUUACAAAGGUUAUCAUCAGGUCCAGAUGAAAGAAGAAGACGAAGACAAAACUACAUUCCGCACGGAUAAAGGCAUCUUCUGCUACACUAAAAUGCCCUUUGGCCUGCGCAAUGCUGGCGCAACUUAUCAACGAUUAAUGGACACAGUUUUCAAAAAUGACAUUGGCAAGACAGUUGAAUUAUACAUGGAUGACCUCGUCAUUAUGAGCCAUGAGGAAGACUCAAUGCUCAACAACAUUCAGCGUACAUUCGACUCUCUGCGCAGCGUAAACUUAAAGCUUAACCCAACUAAAUGCUCCUUCGGCAUGGAAGAAGGGAAAUUUCUGGGCUUCAUAGUCACAAGAGAGGGCUUCAAAGUAAACCCAGAAAAAGUACAGGCUAUCCAGCAAAUGCCCUCACCCGCAAUAAUAAAAGAAAUGCAAAGACUCGCCGGACGCUUAGCAGCCUUGAACAGAUUCUUGGCUAAUCAUGCGGCUAAAUCUUAUCCAUUUAUCAGCACGCUGCGAAACUGCGGGAAGAAAACCCCCUUUCAAUGGACACCUGAAGCAGAAGCAGCAUUCAAACAAAUGAAAGAAUGUUUAAUUCAGCUACCAACACUGACUGCGCCAAAAGAAAAAGAGCCACUAAUCUUAUACCUAUCAGCCGCGGAAGUAGCGGUAGGAGCAGUAUUAAUGGUGGAACGGAAAAACGUUCAGACUCCAAUUUACUAUAUCAGCAAAAUGCUCACCGGCCCAGAAACUCGUUACUCAAUGAAAGAAAAAUUGGUUCUAGCACCGGUACACGCAUCCCGACGCUUGCGCAGGUACUUCUCGGGCCACGUCAUCUCGGUUCUCACAAAUUAUCAUUUAGGCCAAAUCUUGUCAAAACCCGAUGUGGCGGGAAGAUUGGCUAAAUGGGUCAUAGAGCUGGGAGGAUACAAUAUCUUUUACAAGCCAAGACCAGCAAUCAAAGGGCAAGUUCUAGCAGACUUCGCUACUGAAGUGCCCAUCGAUAAAGUACAAGAAUAUGAGGCAAUCCAGAACCCUACACUUGUUUUCGAUGACAGAGUCUGGACCUUGCACACAGAUGGUGCUUCCAAUGAUGACGGAGCAGGAGCAGGCCUCCGAUUAGUCAGUCCGGACAAUCACGAGCUCACAUAUGCCAUACGCUUAGACUUCCAAAGUACCAACAAUGAGGCAGAAUACGAAGCAUUUUUAGCAGGACUUCGUUUAGCGCUCAAAAUGGGGGCAAAAAACCUUGAGGCCAACGUUGAUUCAAAACUUGUAGCCGAGCAAGUUAACGGUCACUACGAUGCAAAUGGAGAAGCUAUGGCAUUAUACCUUGAACAAGCAUGGAUGUUAAUCAGCCAAUUCCAGACAUUCAAGGUUAACCAUAUCAAUAGAAGCGAAAAUAAGCAUGCAAACGCGCUUAGCAAAUUAGCCGCUACCAGCUUCAAGCACCUAGCAAAAGAAGUGCGCAUAGAGGUACUGUCUAACCCAUCAAUCCAUCUCAAGCAAGUAAACAUUAUAGAGGUCGGUAAUCCAUCAUGGAUGUCUCCGAUCAUCUUAUACUUACAACACGGGAAAUUCCCGGAAGGAAAAGCAGAAGCGCGGAAACUCCAACACAAAGCGAUAAAUUACGAAAUGGCGGAUGGCGUCCUUUACCGAAAGUCAUUCAUGGGACCAUUACUACGCUGUGUCGACAAAACAGAUGCUCAAUACCUGGUCCGAGAAAUCCAUGAAGGUUUAUGUGGAAUACACGCGGGACCGCGCAUGGUCGUAGCAAAAAUAAUGAACGCCGGAUACUACUGGCCAGGAAUGCAUAUGGACGCAAUUGAUUUAUUAAGAAGAUGCGCAGCUUGUCAGCGCCAUGCACCAAAGACACUCCGACCAAAAAAUCCGCUAGUGCCUGUCACAUCCGCCUGGCCAUUCCAACAAUGGGGCAUCGAUCUUGUUGGCCCAUUCCCUGAUGCGCCAGGCGCAGUAAAAUUCAUUAUUGUAGCGGUCGAUUACUUCACCAAAUGGGUGGAAGCUAAGGCUUUGGCUUCGACCACAGCAAUGGUAAUUCGCAAAUUUAUAUGGGAAUAUAUCAUUUGCAGGUUCGGAUUACCAUUGCGCAUUAUCUCUGACAACGGCACAAACUUCGCCUCAGAAGAUCUUCAAAAGUGGUUCAAAGAAAUGAAGAUCGAACAUCAUUUUGCCUCCGUCGCGCAUCCACAAGCGAACGGUCAAGUAGAAAGUAUAAACAAACAGAUCGUUGACGGCAUAAAAGCACGGCUACGGACAGCACGCAGAGGGUGGGUCGACGAACUCCCCAGCAUCCUCUGGGCGCAUCGAACAAUGCCAAAGACUAGCACAGGCGAAACUCCGUUCAGUCUAGUCUAUGGGUCUGAAGCCGUCAUCCCAGCUGAGAUUGGCUUACCAUCACCACGCAUGAUAGCCAUGGAAAAACAGAAUAAUGAGCAAGAACGAAGAUUGGAUCUAGACCUCCUCGAAGAACGGCGCGAGAAUGCCGCUAUCACAGAGGCCAGGUACAAAUCCAAACUCAAAAAAUACUACAAUGCGCGCGUCCGCAUAUGCACAUUCGUUCCGGGUGAUAUCGUUUUACGCGAUAAUGAAGCAUCAAAUGCUGAAAAACCGGGCAAAUUAGCGCCAAGAUGGGAAGGACCAUAUGUCAUUAACGAGGUCCUAGGCAAAGGGGCGUAUACUCUCAAAAGAAUUGACGGGACUCUAGUCCCACGCACCUGGAACGGGCAGCAGCUGCGCAGGUGUUACAUGUAG
This is a messenger RNA of Helianthus annuus (common sunflower), 3096 nucleotides long. RefSeq lists its product as uncharacterized. NCBI's taxonomy places the organism in Eukaryota, Viridiplantae, Streptophyta, Magnoliopsida, Asterales, Asteraceae. Gene Ontology annotation, molecular function: RNA-DNA hybrid ribonuclease activity; nucleic acid binding. Bases 1 to 3096 code for a protein of 1031 amino acids. The record is from RefSeq and is a predicted model, not a curated record. Gene Ontology annotation, biological process: DNA integration. The transcript has a single exon.